Molecule: messenger RNA, 552 nt
Organism: Sycon ciliatum
Lineage: Eukaryota; Metazoa; Porifera; Calcarea; Leucosolenida; Sycettidae
Product: nucleolin-like
Exons: 1
Coding region: 1-552 (183 amino acids)
Source: RefSeq, a predicted model, not a curated record
AUGAAGAUCCAACUGUACCUGCUCGCCUCCCUGGCGAUGUUCGCUGCAAUUGUGGUAGCUGAGGAGGAAGCUGUGGAUACUGACGAGAUCAGCGAAAACGACUUUGACGCGAUGUUCGCGCAGGCAAACAACUUCGACUUCGAGGACGCCGACAAAGCUGGCCUAUCGGAAGACGAGCAGAAGGAAGAAGACGAUGCCGUGGCAAAGGCAUUCCUCGAGAACACCAAACAGUAUGCGGAGGAGGUCAGCGCCGACGCACAGGCCGAGGAGGCAGCAGCUGCCGAGACUACUGAAGACGACAGUGAUGAGGACAGUGACGAUGACGAGGAUGAGCAGGCGCUGGAUGCUGCUCUCGAGCAGGACAGCGAUGAGGAUGAAGGCGAUGAGGAGACGAGUGAGGAUGACGACGCCGAACUGAGUAACAGCCGAGAGGAGUUCAACGACGACGAGAUCGAGGAUGCGCUGAGAGAGCUGAACCUUGGCGAGGGAGAGCAGAGCAAUGAGGAUGAUGAUGAGCAGGACGACGACGAGGAGGAUGAAGAGAAGCGGUAA